Messenger RNA from Limulus polyphemus (Atlantic horseshoe crab), 935 nucleotides. RefSeq lists its product as uncharacterized. The transcript is spliced from 4 exons. NCBI's taxonomy places the organism in Eukaryota, Metazoa, Arthropoda, Merostomata, Xiphosura, Limulidae. The annotation marks the transcript as partial. The record is from RefSeq and is a predicted model, not a curated record.
UUUAUAAAAUUAAUUUCGUUUGAUAGUAAUCAAAAAUUGGGCUUUAGAAAACAUAAAUGCGUUAUAUUCAGAUUUAGAAACACAUUAAGUUAAGUGUAAUUCUUUCAAGUUAAUUAUUUUAUGUUGUUGACCGAAGUAAGGUGCUGGUGCUUCUUUUCGACCAUCAGUUACAACUUACAUUUUUAAGAUGCACAACGUACUUAGGACUUAUGUGGUGAUACUGAUAGGCAGGUGUACUAAAUUAGUACUUGUAGUACCAUUGACUGUAAAUUGAAAUAAAAAAAUUGUUUUAGAAUUGGAAUUAUAUUUUCUUUCCAAUGGAUGAACUUAAUUUGAAAAGCACCACCUUAUCUCCUGAGUCAACACGACUUACCUCUCAGUAUCUUGUGAUGGAACAGAUGCGUGGUCAUUAUAGCUUGGUCAAUAGAGCUAAAGAGAAAAACCAAAGGAAAAAAAAAGAACUUCAGAAAAAUUUUAAAUCCUGGUCCAGACCAUGUUCUGCUGUAGAAGUUGAGAGUCAUCAGCAUUCACAGGAUCUACAAGAGUCACCAGAAAGAGAAAAAACUGAAAUUUUCAAAGUACAAAGAAAUAUAAAGAGUCCUGUCUCUUCACAGAAGUCUAGUGUUGCUGACAAAAUUUCUUGGUACCUUGAGGCAUUAGAUCAAGGAGUCCUUGCUAAAACAUGGCCAGGAAAAUGUCCAAUCAGCACAAGCAGGCUAGUGCAUACUAAUAGUCAGUUAUCUCUGUCAACCAGUUUUGGGUCCAUUCAGAGGGAACAGGGAGAUUUGUUGGAUGGUCAUUUCGAUAAGUUUACUUUCCAGACAGAUCCUUUCAAGCCACAUCUCCUUAAAGACAAUCAUGCACAGUCUAGACUUCGUACCAUGAGGUGUUAUAGUCCACCACGAAGGAUAAAGUCAAUUCAUGCUCGAAAUAAU